AUGGCAUGGAAUGGAAGCAGCCAAGAGAUACUUGUCUCCUGGGGCCUACAGACCCAGAUGUACAUGGUCCUUCCCAGGGAGAACAUGACAAUGUUGCCUCAGGAUAGCUCCUUAGAACCAUCAGACACAGCUGUUGGCUCGCCUCACCAAGCUUGGGCUGCUUUUAACAUCCUAUGUGUAAUCAUCCUUGGAAUAAUGUUCAUCAUGGGUACAGUUGGUAAUGCAUUUGUCAUCUGGGUGGCUGGUUUCCAUAUGCCUCAUACCGUCAACACCGUGUGGUUUGUCAACCUUGCUAUUGCUGACUUUGCUUUCUGCCUCUCCCUACCCCUCAACAUGACCUUUGUGAUCCUGCAUAGACAGUGGCCAUUUGGUAGGGCUCUCUGCAAACUCCAUAGUGCCAUUAAUAACCUCAACCUCUUUGCCAGUGUCUUCCUAGUGUCCCUCCUUUCUGUGGACCGCUGUAUCACUGUCUUUUGGCCACUUUGGGCCAGUAAACCCUGAAGGCCAUGCCUGGCAGCCUUUGGGGCUCUGGGAGCCUGGAUCAUGGCCCUUGCCUUCUGUGGUACCUCACUGGUGAUCAAGGACACAAUUACACACCAAGGUAUCACCUACUGCUACAACAACUAUGAUAUCUGGAACGAAACUCAUGGGAGCCAUGAGUUAUGGCAGAAGAUCACUAUCCCCUGGUACCAUGCCCUUAUCAUCAUCCGUUCAGUAUGUGGUUUUAUGGUGCCAGUGGUUGUUAUUGGGGUCUGUUAUGGCCUGAUAAGUGCCAAGCUUUGGCAGAAUCAGCUUGCAUCGUCCAGUUGGCCCUUUUGGGUCCUCUUGGCUGUGGUUGUUGCCUUCUUCCUCUGCUGGCUGCCCUUUCAUGUGCUCCAAUGGGCAGAAUUCAUUUCCUUGUUGAAGAACCAUCAGGUCCUCUAUACCAUGGUCCAACACCUGGGCACAAUUGCCACCUCCCUGGCCUUUCUGAAUAGCUGUCUCAACCCAGUGCUUUAUGUUUUUAUUGGGCAUGAUUUUCAUGAGCAGUUGCUCCACUCCCUGCCAGCUGCCCUGGAACGAGCCUUGGCUGAGGACAAAAGACAUCCCUGCCACAGGUCACAAGAAUGGAAGGUGCCCUUGGACCCUGUCUCUACCCCAUCUCUACUUGUAUCUAAGUUUACAAGGCCAAAAGAUCACUAUCAAAAAUCAUCUGUAGCAGGCAACGUAUGA
This is a messenger RNA of Vombatus ursinus (common wombat), 1212 nucleotides long. Its product is annotated as formyl peptide receptor-related sequence 4-like. Lineage: Eukaryota; Metazoa; Chordata; Mammalia; Diprotodontia; Vombatidae. Gene Ontology annotation, biological process: positive regulation of cytosolic calcium ion concentration; phospholipase C-activating G protein-coupled receptor signaling pathway; complement receptor mediated signaling pathway. The record is from RefSeq and is a predicted model, not a curated record. Gene Ontology annotation, cellular component: plasma membrane. Gene Ontology annotation, molecular function: N-formyl peptide receptor activity; complement receptor activity. The transcript is spliced from 2 exons.